GCAGCUUCCAGUUAGCAGCGGAAGGCUGUGUGUAUAACUGUGUAGGGGCUGUGUGGAAGUCUAAUGCUCUCGGGUAGCAUUGCACUGAACCGCCGCAGGCCUGAGGGGUGCAGCCCAAUGUUUCGUGUACACCCGGAACGGGCGGCCAAUGCGACAUCUUCUCCUUCUCUUCCUGUGUCCCUGCGCGAUCGGGGUCGCCUUCCAUCUCUGGCUGUUUAACUUCUCAGGUUUAUUUACUUGGUUCCCUGUAUGGAGUCAACGUAGUUAUGAUAUUGUUGUGGGUGUAUUAUCUGCUCGACAUAAUCAUGAACUGCGAAAUGUCAUACGUCACACGUGGCUUCAGCACUUAAAGCAACAUUCAUCAUUAAGUCAACGCAUCCUUGUUAAAUUCAUAAUAGGAUCUCAUGGGUGUGACAUCCCUGUGGAAGAUCGGGAAGAUCCUUAUUCCUGCAAACUCCUAAACAUCACAAACCCAACACUCAAACAGGAAAUAGAAUCAUUUAGUAUCCCAGAUAUCGCUGCUUUACUUACAGAGCACCAUGUUGUCAACGUAAACUUUCGUGUUCUGUACCCUGUUGUAAUCACCAGACUGGGGGUUUUUCAGCAUGACAGUGCUGCAGGGUUCCACAGAAAUAUAACCGUUAAACUUUUCCAAACAGAACAUGAGGAAGCCCUCUUUAGUGCUCGAUUUAGUCCUGCUAGUUCUGGUGUACAAGUAAACGGAAUAUGGUACAAGCCUGUGGAACAGUUCAUAUUACCAGAGGGUUUUGAAGGUACUGUAGUAUGGGAGAGCCAUGACCCAGAAGGUCUACUUUCAGGAAAUGUGCACCGUGUCAUUGUAAAUGAUGGAGGUGGGAUAUUCAGGAUUACUACAGUUAAAGAGGGGUUGUUGCCUUAUGAAUUCACAGAAGGUGUUGAAGGCAUUGCAGGAGGAUUUACAUAUACUAUUCAUGAAGGUGAGGCACUUUUGAAUACUCUAGAGACACGUCCAGAAAGAAUUCAGAUCCAUUUAGCUGCACUAGAAAAAGAAGAUGCCUUAUUACAGGAGGAAAGCACAACUUUUCAAGAUAUUGUUUUUGUUCACGUUGUUGACACGUACAGAAAUGUUCCUUCUAAACUACUAAAUUUCUAUCAAUGGACUGCAGAAUUUACAAGCUUUGAGUUUUUGCUGAAGACUGAUGAUGACUGCUUCAUUGACAUUGAAAAUGUUUUAGAGAAGAUUGCUCAUAAGCAGCUACAGAAGGAAAAUACUUGGUGGGGAAAUUUUAGGUUGAACUGGGCUGUUGAUCGAACUGGAAAAUGGCAGGAACUGGAAUAUCUUAGCCCAGCCUACCCUGCAUUUGCCUGUGGUUCUGGGUAUGUUAUUUCACAAGAUAUUGUCCAGUGGCUUGCAAGCAACUCUCAAAGACUGAAGACUUACCAGGGUGAAGACGUGAGUAUGGGCAUCUGGAUGUCUGCAAUUGGUCCAAGCCGAUAUCAGGAUAGUCACUGGCUGUGUGAAAAGAAGUGCGAGGCUGGGAUGCUGUCGUCACCACAGUACACUCCACAGGAACUCUUGGAGCUUUGGCAACAGAAAGAACGAUGUGGGAAUCCUUGUGCAUGUGAAGACAGAUGACCAAAGAACCUGCCCUCUCAUAGAAAUGACUUUCCGAUGCAUAUUAUAAUAAAUUUUAUACUGCAAAA
Messenger RNA from Xenopus tropicalis (tropical clawed frog), 1683 nucleotides. It is a transcript of the gene b3galnt2, whose product is annotated as beta-1,3-N-acetylgalactosaminyltransferase 2. Gene Ontology annotation, cellular component: Golgi membrane; membrane; endoplasmic reticulum. The record is from RefSeq and is marked provisional. Lineage: Eukaryota; Metazoa; Chordata; Amphibia; Anura; Pipidae. Gene Ontology annotation, biological process: glycoprotein biosynthetic process. Gene Ontology annotation, molecular function: hexosyltransferase activity.